Molecule: messenger RNA, 8963 nt
Organism: Felis catus (domestic cat)
Lineage: Eukaryota; Metazoa; Chordata; Mammalia; Carnivora; Felidae
Gene: ZNF280D
Product: zinc finger protein 280D
Exons: 25
Coding region: 1018-3957 (979 amino acids)
Biological process (GO): regulation of DNA-templated transcription
Molecular function (GO): DNA-binding transcription factor activity, RNA polymerase II-specific; RNA polymerase II cis-regulatory region sequence-specific DNA binding
Source: RefSeq, a predicted model, not a curated record
CGCGCGCGUCUCCUCAGGGCCUUCUCCCAGGUCCAGGCCUGGACCCUGUCUUCUGGGCCGCAGAUGCUGCUCUCUAAAGUGAAAGUGAAAUGAGGAAAGAGGGCCAAGUGGUCUGUAGGGGAAGGGUAAUUAGCAUCUGUGUCAAGGUUUACACUACCGUUCCACCGUCCAGGCUUGCCUAACAGAUGGAGUGAAGCUUCAGAGACUCACUGAGGAGGAAGAAAGAGGACCUCCCUCCUGACUCUUUAGAGAGUGGGUGGAGAACUCUUGCAGUAUCCUUGAGUGUUAUCCAGUAAGAAGAUCUUAAACUGGUGAAUUUAUCAUUGGGUUUUCUGUGGUGAUCAGAGCACUCGCUACAUCCUUUCUCCAUCGGGAAGGGAAAAAAAAAAAAAAAAAGCGACACUGUUCCUGCACACACUGUCAGACUUAUGAGGCCACAAUUGACAUACAUGCUUGAAGGAGAAAGUGCUCUAUUGUGUCUUGUUUUUCCGUUCGAAUUAUGUCCUCCUGAGACUGUGGCUGACCCUUAGGCCCAUGGCCGUCCUGAAUGUGAUUGACAUGCGUGAUUAGCAGGCAAGUGAGAGAGAACCAGGGAAAUUGCUAUCAAAACAAUUACAUACAGGGACAUCUGAACAAUGGCUUGAGAGCCCCCAGGGACUUAGAGACCAUCCUAGCUCUGCCACGGAUGCCCUCUGGGACUGUGGCCAAGUCAGAUCAUCUCUUUGUGUCUUCGUUUCCUCCUGGUUCCACAAACUAUAUACCCUCUCCUUAGGAGAAGCAGAGAACAUCACUGAUACUUGGAGAAGUGGUUAUGGUGCCAUGACGUGGACAGAAUCGAAUUCAUCAUUGGACCCCUGGAACCUCUCAUCCAGGACCCCAAGUGUGUGCUUUUGAAGACUUUAUUUCACUCCUGACUGAUUAGAGAUCUACUGGAAGGAAAACAGAUACAAAUUGCUGUCUUGUCUGGAAUCACAUGUACUCAGGUGACAAUUUACAGAAAGUCAACUCUGCAACUUGAUGGGCGACAACCCUUUUCAGCCAAAAAAUAAUUCAAAAAUGGCAGAACUCUUUAUGGAAUGUGAAGAAGAAGAGUUGGAACCAUGGCAGAAGAAAGUAAAAGAGGUUGAGGAUGAUGAUGAUGAUGAGCCAAUCUUUGUUGGAGAGAUAUCAAGUUCAAAACCAGCAAUUUCAAAUAUUUUGAAUAGAGUAAACCCCAGCUCAUAUUCAAGGGGAAUAAAGAAUGGUGCGCUCAGUCGAGGUAUUACUGCUGCAUUCAAGCCUACAAAUCAACACUACACGAACCCAGCAUCAAAUCCAGUGGCUGCCUCGCCUGUAAAUUUUCAUCCUGAAUCUAGAUCUUCAGAUAGUUCUGUUAUUGUUCAGCCUUUGUCUAAACCUGGUUACAUAACAAACUCAUCACGAGUUGUGUCUAAUAAUUCUUCAGAGUUACUAUUUGAUUUGACCCAGGAUACAGGAUCAUCACAUUACCAAGGGGGACCGACGCUUUCUAUACCAGGUAUGAAUGAAAGUUCGUUUUUAUCAAAACGUCCUUCUACUUCUGAAGUAAACAGCGUUAAUCCAAAAAAACCUAAGCCCAGUGAUGGUGUUUCUGGAAUAAAUUCUUCAGCUGUAUUUCCUUCAGUUAAGUCUCUUUCAGUGACAUCUCCCCAGGCUACAUCAUCAAAAGGUACAAAUACCUCAUCAAAUCAAUCUAAAAAUGGAACACCUUUUCCAAGAGCUUGUCCAAAGUGCAAUAUUCAUUUUAAUCUUUUGGAUCCUUUGAAAAAUCACAUGAAGUACUGUUGUCCAGACAUGAUAAAUAACUUUUUAGGACUGGCUAAAACAGAAUUUUCAAGUACAGCAAAUAAAAAUAAGACUGUUGAUUCAGAGAAAGGAAAAUUGAUCAUGUUAGUUAAUGACUUUUAUUAUGGAAAACAUGAAGGAGAUGUUCAGGAAGAACAGAAGACUCACACAACCUUUAAAUGCUUCAGUUGCUUGAAAAUUCUUAAAAAUAAUAUUAGGUUUAUGAACCACAUGAAACACCACUUGGAACUUGAGAAGCAGAGCAGUGAGAGCUGGGAAAACCACACCACCUGCCAGCAUUGCUACCGUCAGUUUCCCACACCAUUUCAACUGCAGUGUCACAUUGAAAGCACACAUACACCUCAUGAAUUUUCUACCAUUUGCAAAAUCUGUGAAUUAUCAUUUGAAACAGAGCAUAUUCUUUUACAACAUAUGAAGGACAAUCAUAAGCCCGGUGAAAUGCCAUAUAUUUGUCAGGUUUGCAAUUAUAGAUCAUCAUCAUUUUCUGAUGUGGAAACUCAUUUUAGAACAUCCCAUGAAAACACUAAGAACUUGCUAUGUCCAUUUUGCCUCAAAGUUAUUAAAAUUGCAACACCCUACAUGCAUCAUUAUAUGAAGCAUCAGAAAAAAGGAAUACAUCGUUGUACAAAAUGCAGACUGCAGUUUUUGACAUGCAAAGAGAAAAUGGAUCACAAGACUCAGCAUCAUAGAACAUUUAUAAAACCUAAACAACUAGAAGGAUUGCCUCCUGGAACAAAAGUUACUAUUCGAGCUUCAGUUGGACCUCUUCAGUCAGGAUCUUCAACUACAUCUUCCAUUAGUGCAAGCACUUCUACUCUUCAGCUCUCACCUCCAAGGACUAAAAAUAUAACUGCUAAAAUUCCCACAAAAUCUAACACAACCAAACCUAGUACAACUAAACCCAAUACAAGUAAACCUAAUGCAAGUAAGCCUAAUGGAAGUAAAUCUAAAUAUAAAUCAAAAAUCUCUAAUAUACAAAAGAAACAAAGCACAUUGGCUAGUAGCAAUAAAAAAAGUAAAGUCAAUACAGCAUUGAGGAACUUAAGGUAUCGUCGGGGAGUUCACAAGUGCAUUGAGUGUUGUUCCGAAAUAAAAGAUUUUGCAAACCACUUUCCUACGUAUGUCCAUUGUAGUUUUUGCAGAUACAACACUAGCUGUAGCAAAGCCUAUGUAAAUCAUAUGAUGAGCUUUCAUAGUAAUCGUCCAAGUAAAAGGUUUUGUAUUUUUAAGAAGCACUCAGAAGAUCUCAGGGGCAUUACUCUAGUGUGCCUUAAUUGUGAUUUCAUAGCUGAUGUUUCUGGCUUAGAUAAUAUGGCCACACACUUAAGUCAACAUGAAACUCAUACUUGUCAAGUUGUAAUAGAGAAAGUUUCUGUUUGUAUCCCAACUUCUGAACAUCUUUCUGAAUUAAAAAAUGAAGCUCCCACUAAGGAACAAGAGCCUGUGUCUGAGGAAAUUACAAGAACUAAUAUGGCUGAAGGAGAAACAGAAAUAUCAAAUUCUGAAAGUAAACAAGAUAAAACUUCUUCAGAGGAAGAAAAAAAUGAAUGUGUUACAAAUUCAUUUGAAGGCUCAUUAGCAACAAAAAAUGAAGAAAGCAUAACAGUGUCAAAUAAGGAAAAUGAUACCUGUCUUGAAGAUCAGAAAACUGGCUUAAAGAAUAUCUUCAGCCAUGAUUCAAAUAUUGAUGCAGAUAAAGUAGAAAAGGAAAAACAAAUAGAGCACGUUUGUCAGAAAAUGGAGUUGAAGAUGUGCCAAAGUUCAGGAAACAUAAUUUCUUGUGAUCAGAAUGAAGAUUCCAACUCCAGUGAAGCUAAGUUUUCUUCAAAGAAUGUUAAGGAUUUGCGGUUAACAUCUGGUGAUGUUAGCAUUGAUCAAUUUUUGAGAAAAAGAGAUGAACCUGAAUCUAUUAGUUCUGAUGUUAGUGAGCAAGGCAGUAUUCAUUUAGAACCUUUGACUCCAUCAGAGGUACUUGAGUAUGAAGCCACAGAGAUUCUUCAGAAAGGUAGUGGUGAUCCUUCAGCCAAGACUGAUGACGUAGUAUCUGAUCAAACUGGCAGUGUUCCUGGAGAAAAUAGCCCUAGCACAACAGAGACAACAGUAGACCUGGCAGAUGAAAAAGAAAGAAGUUGAAAUUUAUUAGUCAUUCUAAGUUUAGUGUACCAACGGUAAUAACAUUUGGAACAGUGCUAUCAGGUGAACUCAGUGGUGCUGUUCUGUAGAGUUCAGAAAUAGAAAAAUGUGAGGGAGGUCAUUCAUCUACACUUUACCUGUAUGUUCAAUCCAGGUUAUUAAAGAAAUCAAUUCACCCAUAAUAGCAUGAUUUGUAUGGAUUUCCAAAAAGCCUUUAAAACUAUUAUGGAUUUUAAUGAAAGCUAAGUUUGCAAUGGAAAAGUCUCAUUUAACAGUUUUUGAAGAGAAGUUGGUGGCCAGUAUGAAUUGAUUUUUAGAAUAUUAAUUAUAAUGAUAAAGCUUUUGAAACUUCCAUCAGUCCUAAGCUAAAAGUUCUUAGUACCUAUAUAUUCUUUUCAGGUUACUUAAAGGAAGAGAUUUGGAAACCACAUACCUUUUGGGAGUAAUUGAUUUAAAGUAAUGGCUGAUAGGCAUUGUUAAUGAAGGCUUCAUUUCGAGUAUGAUGCUGGUAAAGGGGCAUGCUUAGAGUGCUAAGUUAAUUGAUCUAAUGAGAAUUUGGAUGAACGUAAAGUUAAUUUUGGAUUUAAUAUAACAUUCCAGACUGUCACAAGCAUGUAAACAGAGUAUUUGAAUCUGUGUACCUCCCUACAAGUGUGAGCCUGCAAGGCUGUAAGCUUACCUUAAUUAAACUUUCAGUGAAAGUGACAUUAUUAAUAUGUAAAUUUAUAUUUGUGCUUUUUGUCAGUGUGUAAGCUGUGCAGAAAUCCCUUGAUGUGCUAGUUGUAUAAAAUAGAAACCCAUUGUUGAAACUCCUGUAGCUAUUAUGCUUUUAAUAUUGUUUUAAUGAUCUUUAGAAAUAGACCCAUAAAAAUGGUCUGGACACCAAACCAAAGUAUGGUAUAAUGUAGAUAUUGUAAAGCAGUAAACUGAAAACAUGUCCUGGCUCAUGCCAUGUUUAAGUGACUUUUUCUUUAAUUGUAAAAUAGAAACUUCAAAUGGGACCUAAAGCAGUGAUGUAAAAAAUUGGUUUGGGACAUUUAGUCUAAUUUAUCCAUAUCCUAUUUUAUCCAUAAAAUGGCUGCUAAAUAGAUUUUUCAGUUGUUUUUUUAUCAUCUAGAAAAUAGUAGAUAUAGAAAUAAAUAAUAUGGAUAAAGUAGUUUGCUUUAAAGUACUUAAAAUUUUAUUUAAAAUGCUACAUUUUUACUUCUUAAAAUGUGCUUUGAAUUCUUAAAUUUUGUUUCAUUGAAUGUUAAAUGUUUUACAUGGCUAUUAAAAUUCUGCUGUAUAUAGUAGUUUUUGAGUAAAUAUUUGCAAUAAAAAUCUGUCCCUGAAUAAUUUUAUUUUUCAGAAACCUGCUUGAGUUGGAUUACCUUUGGCGCCUUUAGAAAUUGUAUACUUGUUCAAGGAAAUUUCAUGUUGAAGUUAGUGGUAGGAUUUCAUUCUGUAUUCUUUAAUUGAUGCAUGAUUUAUUUUAAAUUAGGACUUAAAGUACAGGGGAAAAUACUGUUAAUAUUUACAGAGAAUAUAUCUGCUUUAAAAAUUCUUUUAUUGCAAGAGAAAUAUAAUUUACUAUUCUAGUUUUCUAUCUGCCCAGCAAAGUAAAAAGAGUAAACAGGCAAAAUAUAUUACUGACUUACUUUCUUGAAAAGUUUUUUUUUUGAGGGGGUCACAUAUUUUCAUCUUCCCUGCUACCAAGAAAAGAUAGGGAGAGAGGGACUUUUUAGCUGUUACCCUUCACCUUGUUGAAACAUAAAACUAUAGCAGACAAGAUUUUUGGAGUAAUUUAAACCUUAGAAAUGAAGGAGUAGAAGAAAGUCUAUGUAAAGACUAUUUUCUGAAUCUUAUUCAAUUAAUCGGCUGGCAGAUCACCUAAUGUACAAAACCCUAGAUCACUGUUCCAAAAUAAGUCUCUAAUGACACUGUUAUCCCUUUGAGCUUUGGGUAGUUCCUUCUUCUGUGGCUAUAUACCUUUAGAGUAGUUGUGUUCAACAUAGCUAAUCAGUGAACUGUUUAUGCCUAUCCGUUAGGAGAAGAGGAAACUGUACCAAACUCUAAGGAAAGUCUGGCAAUGAAAACAAAAGUGUAGUUGAAAUAAGCAUCGUAUUUGGUAACAUAAUUGGUUUAUGUUCUCAUACCAUCUCCUUAUUUCCAUUGAGGAACAAACAGUUCAGGUGCACAGACCAAGCCUUUGAGUAGCAGUGCUUUAGAACAGCGGACAGCAAACUUCUGUGUAGGGCCAGAUAGUAAAUAAUUGUGGACCAUACGGUCACAAUUAUUCUCAACUCUUCCUUGUAGCUUGAAAGCAGCUGUAGAUGUAAUGUAAAUAAUAGCCUGUUUGUGUUCCAAUAAAACUUUAUUUACAAAACAAGAAUGUUUGGCCCAUGGAUUGUGGUUUGCCUUUGCCUGCUUUAGAGUGCUUAGACUGACUUAAUCUGACACUGAAAGCCAGUGAUGCACUCUAGUGACUGUUUGCCUAGGAACUACCCACCAAGGUGCCUUAGUGUAUAAUAGUUCCCUGUUACCUGACAAUAAACUUAGGAUUGAUUUUAAGUGCAGUUCAGUGACACUAAGAAGCAUUAUAUUCAUUUUGUGGAUAUACUUUUAAUUUACAUUGAAAAUCUGAGUGCCAUAUUUAUUUGUAUUCUUUCUUUCCCAUUGUGUCUCUCCAAUAGGGAGGAAAUUGGAAUUUUUUUCAUCCAUGAAUUUUUUUAAGAACUAUUCUAAACAUUUUAAAAAGGAACUGAUAAUAUACAAGUCACUUUGUUUUAGCUGUAAGUAAAAAGAUGAGGAAACCAAAUAUCUAGGCAAUUAUUGGCCUAAGGUUAAAAAGCUAAGAUUUGAAUGAAAUUUGAUCUUGAUUCUGAAACAGAAUCUGAAGCAGGCUUCAAGCUCUGAGGUGUCAGCGCAGAGCCUGACUCAGGGCUCGAACUCCCGAACCAUGAGAUCAUGACCUGAGCCAAAGUUGGAUGCUUAACCAACUGAGCCACUAAAGAUAUACUUUAUAUAAUAAUUAUAUAAAUUUAACAUCAUUAAAUUUUUGUAGGCUUCUGUAAUGUCAUUUUUUACUUCAUGGUUGACACGAUCAUUUUUGUUCCAUCAAAAUCAUUACUCCAAAACCACUCACUUGUACUGACUUCAAUGAAAUAGUACUUUUGUAUGUAUGUAGACACUAGAGAAGAAGUGCAAAUAUUUCAUUUUUACUAGAUUACCUUAACAAUAAGACUUGUUUUUUCAGUUAAGAAAUGAAACAUUUAACUUACCUAUUUCUAAGUAUUAAAAGAGAGAAAGUUAUUUUUAAAUUAUUUUUUCAAAUGAGACACAUGUGCAGAUCCAUGUAGACAAAAAAAUAGUAUUAGAUUUUUCAAAGUUAUGGCAAUGUUUAAUUUUUACCCCAAAAGCUAUAAAUUAAAAGAUACUUGUAAGGAAUUAAACACAUCUUUAGCAACAAAUGUAACUUUGUAGAGGAAUGAGAUAUCCUGAGAAAUCACUUUUACAGUUAUGUAUAAAUUGCAUGUUAAAAAUAUUAGAAAACCAGUUUCAUUAUUUAAAUGAAUAUACUAAGCAUAAUUUAGUCUUCUUUGAUGACACAGUGUAUCACCAUGAAGAUUAUUGAGCUAAGCUGUAAAUGAAGCCAUAGCUAUAGAUGUUAAUGGCCUGAAUACCUGCUGAUCACAGAAGUUACCUUGGAUUUUGGUUUCUAGAAAAUAUCGCAGAUACAUCUGGGGUCAUUUGGCUUUUCAAAAACAGAACAGAAAAAUUAACUGUAUCACUCACCCAAUCCAACCUCUUUUUAAAAAUGACUAAAACCCUUUAAAUCUUAAAGUAUAACUUGCCAUUGGUGGGGAAUUUGGGAGAAUUUAGACUAUAAUUUUAAAUCUUUUAAAUAUUUCAAGUCUUCAUCCACUGCCUUAAAAACAUGACUUUAAUUGUUCUGUAUCAGGGGCUAGCAGACAGUGACCCACAGUUGGCCACCUGUUUUUAUAAACAAAAUUGUAUUAGAAAAUACCCAUAUCAUUUGUUUAUAUAUUGUCUGUUGUAGUUUUUGCACUGCAAUAGCACAACUGUACCGGACAGAGACCAUUUGGCUCACAGGCCCAAAGCUUAAAUCUGGCACUUUAAGAAAACGUUUGCUAGCACCUGCUCUAUAUUUUUAUGAAAUUAGUGAAACAGGAAGAAGAAUUGCAACUAAGCAAGAAUUAAAGCUUAGUAAUGAAUUUAGAGCCAUUAUUGGACUGAAGGAAUCCACUGAAGUCAAGCACAAAAGCAAGAAUGGGGAAUGCUGAUAUAGAGUCCAAGAAUAAGUUCAACAUUUCCAGGAAUCAGAACAGGAGGACAUGGAAGAGAAGUUGUCACAACCUGAUCAUUCAGUCUUACUUGUAGCUAUUGCCAUGUUAUGAGUGUAUGUCUAUGUUCCUGUCUGCUACUAACGGUGAGUCAUUCUUAUAAGUAAAAUAAAUAUGAAUAGGAUUAUAUAUAGAGAGUAUACUUUAUGCAAAUCCCAUCACUGGUGUUCUAAGAAAUAACACACGGAAGCAAAUUAAUUCCUUACAUUGUCAGUUUUGACCUGUGAUUCUGUGUCCUGUCCCUUCACGGGACAUCCAAAUGUAACAUUCAAAUACUACCAAAUAAACUUGUCAGCAUUUCUAAGUUUGUAUGAUUAUUUGCCAAAGGCUGCUGUUCUUUGCAAAUACUUUAACUAGAAAUGCAAAGGAAAGAAGUAAAUGUUUUGGCACAUAAUGAAAUGAAGUUAGAAACUGAUCUAAACUCUAAAUUAGAAAAAGCAGUAUCAAUUUCAACAGCAAGACCAAAAUCAGGGAAAGCCGACAAAAUAUUUUCAUCAUUAAAAAGGAAAAGAACUUUUAUAAAUCAACAUGUAACCAAAUGCCAGCUUAUAGAUGUUUUUGGACAAUUCUUAGCAAUUCAACUAAUAGAAAUGUGAAUAUGAAAGAUAAGUUUCUAUGUCUGAAAUGUUUGUAACAAAAUAAAGAUAAAAACUAUCAGGUCAA